Molecule: messenger RNA, 4771 nt
Organism: Phalacrocorax carbo (great cormorant)
Lineage: Eukaryota; Metazoa; Chordata; Aves; Suliformes; Phalacrocoracidae
Source: RefSeq, a predicted model, not a curated record
GUAGUGCUUGCUGAAAUCACAGCGAGAGGCUUUACACCGCCUGUAACAGGCGAGCAGAAGGGGCUCCUCCGCUGAGCGAGUGGUGGGUGGACCCAGAACCACUGCAAGGAUUUUAUGUUGUAAUGCAUAAUCUGGUAAAACAAUUACUGGAUGUUGGGGGAAGCAACCCUGUGCUUGCUCCGUGGUACGACGGGGGUGUUGCUUUUGGGUGGGGGCGGUUUUGUAAGGCUGUGGUCAUGGCUCCCACCUAAAAAAAAAAUCUAUUGCUGUGUCUGAAGUAGAAAAAAACCAAAAUGAAAGAGCUUGUCUGGUUUUCUGGGCUGGAGGUAGAAAGCACAUCACAAUUUUAUGCUUCUGCCUGGCAGGGACAGCGUCCCUGCCCUGGGAGCUCUGGGCCUCACCAGUGCUGGUCUCAACCUGGCUGGUGGCUUUGUGGUGUAGACAGACAUCGCAGAGGGGCAGUGUCAUCUGAUGGCUCGUUGUUUUCUUCUCCUUACUGCAUCCAAAGAAACCCAAGAUGGGAAUCCAGGCCUAAAAGAUAAAAGAUCGUCUACAUUCAAAAAAUCACUCACACCUGAGAUGCCAGGUGGUUCUGGGCAGCCAGGCUCACAGACGAUAAAGAAAGGGCACAGAGGAGUGGACUCCACGGGCGAGACUACCUAUAAAAAGACAACAUCAUCUGCCUUGAAAGGUGCCAUUCAGCUGGGCAUUACACACACAGUUGGAAGCUUGAGCACCAAACCCGAAAGAGAUGUUCUCAUGCAAGAUUUCUACGUAGUAGAAAGUAUUUUCUUCCCAAGUGAAGGGAGUAACCUCACCCCAGCUCAUCACUACAAUGACUUUCGGUUCAAAACCUAUGCCCCAGUGGCCUUUCGCUAUUUCCGGGAGCUCUUUGGGAUCCGACCAGAUGACUAUCUGUACUCGCUCUGCAGUGAGCCACUCAUCGAACUUUCAAACUCUGGGGCCAGCGGAUCCCUCUUCUACGUAUCCAGUGAUGAUGAGUUUAUCAUCAAAACGGUUCAGCACAAAGAGGCUGAGUUCUUACAGAAGCUGCUGCCUGGCUACUACAUGAACUUGAACCAGAACCCAAGGACGCUGCUGCCAAAGUUUUACGGUUUGUACUGUGUCCAGGCCGGAGGCAAAAACAUUCGCAUUGUUGUGAUGAACAACCUACUGCCGCGCUCUGUCAAAAUGCACCUGAAAUAUGACCUGAAGGGCUCCACCUACAAACGCCGAGCAUCCCAGAAGGAGCGGGAGAAGGUCUUCCCAACGUACAAGGACUUGGAUUUUAUGCAGGACAUCCCCGAUGGCCUCUUCUUAGACUCUGACAUGUAUAACGCUCUGUGCAAAACGUUACAGAGAGACUGUUUGGUCCUGCAGAGCUUCAAAAUCAUGGAUUACAGUUUGCUUGUUGCAAUCCAUAACAUCGAUCUGGCACAGAGAGAGCACGCGAUGGCAGACGGCACAUCGCAGACCGAUACGCGGCGGCCCGCUGCCCAGAAGGCCCUCUACUCGACCGCCAUGGAAUCCAUCCAGGGGGAGGCCCGGCGAGGCGGCACCAUAGAAACAGAUGACCAGAUGGGAGGCAUUCCAGCCCGCAACGCGAAGGGGGAGAGGCUGCUGCUGUACAUCGGCAUCAUUGAUGUGUUGCAGUCCUACAGAUUUGUCAAGAAGCUGGAGCAUUCUUGGAAGGCCCUUGUACACGAUGGGGACACGGUAUCUGUGCACAGACCCAGCUUCUACGCCGAAAGGUUCCAACGGUUCAUGUGCAACACAGCCUUCAAGAAAAUACCACUAAAGCCAUCCCCUUCUAAGAAGAGCCGGUCUGGCACAACGGUUCCUCGGCGGAGCUGUCAAGGAGGAGUGCCUUCCCAGUCGCACAUGUCGUGCGAGACAAAAGCACAAGUAACGACAGAGGUGGAUAUUGAGCAAGGUUCCCACCUUGGUCGCCCAGAUCUCCUGCCCAGGACCCUGCCAGUAGACGAAGCUAACAGCGAUUCCAUUGCAACAACCCUGUCCACUUCUUCCCUGGGCAGCGGAGGCCUCAACUCGCCUGCAAAUAGGUCAGUGGGCGUACAAGUGCAUAAAGCUGACAGCUCAGCAAAGGAUUUGACUAGAGCAGCUCCCGGCAUCUUCCUGUCUAGCGGCUCCCCAGGACCUUCCAUACCUGAGCACUCCGCAGAGCUGAGAGAGCAGCUCGAAGACCUGCAAGAGACAGAGAUAAGCUUUUGAAGCAACACCAAGACCACCGCGAUGGAAGCAGAUUGUCCUGUGCUCUGCGUGGUCUGUGGAGUCUGACAAACGUUCAGCCCCUGUUGCUGAUUUUUUUUUUUUUUAAAAAAAAGACAUCUUAUUUGGACAGAAACCUAAAAGCUGGAAGGCAGGGCUGUGCUUAGUGGGAUAGUAUUAACAAAGACCAAGCCAGCGCAGCUGAGCCUCGGACACCUGGAAGUCUCCUUACAGCAGAGCCCACCACUGUGUCCCUGCUGUCCUUCUUUGAAGCCCGGCAGGAGCAAAGCCGGCUGUCGAGAGGAGGAGGAGGAGCUGCUCCGUGUGGGCUGAGGCCCUCUGGAAAAGGGAUCCGACUUUCAGGGAGUUAGCUGCUUCCGAUGCUGACACCACAAACCUUGCGAGAGCAGGCGACUCUUCAGAGUUCCUGGGGCGGAAACAGGCAUUAGCGCCUCAUUGGGGCAGUUUGCGACAGAGCAAUGGGGUUUUAUUUCGUAUUUUACACAAGUUUUUAAUUUAAAUGUUUCUCUGAAUUCAGUCAUAUCACUUCAUUUUAGUCCUGCAAUAUAGUAAUUUUUUUUUAAUAAAUAGGUUUUUUCUGUAGUGUUCCAUCAUAGAGUAUCUCACGUGAGAGAGGCGGAAAGGGGGAAGAAGCCGCGCUGACCGUGGGCGAGCGCCUCUCCCUGGCUGCCGGAGCCGCCUCCAUUUUCAAUCCUGCAUCGCCCUGAGACAGCGACGAGGAGGGCUAGGUGCUGCGCUGUGUUGCUCGGAGGACUUCGAACGUGCAAAGCUUUUUAAGACGUCAGGGAGGUUUUGGAUUGCUUUGUCCCCCGCUUUUUAAACUAAGCCCUCUGUCCCUUCGCCGCCAAGCAGGGAGUCGCAGGUGAAGGGAGAUCUUUGUAAGGGGCACAUUUUUUUUAAAAUAUUUCUUACGCAAACGGACCAAACCCAGCCUGCUCCGUUCCCUUCCCCUGCCCUCCGUCCUGUUCGGGCACCACGUGCAAAACCCUUCCUGUUUUUAUAGAUCGGCUCCCUUUUGAUAUCUCGCCUGUAUCGUAGCUGCGGUCGACGCUGGUGCUCCCGGCGGCUUGAGACUGAGCUUCCUACAUAAAUGGGACGGACUUCUGCCUCCACAAAAGGACGGGGCAUUUUGAGUCCGAUUUUAAACAAAAUGAUAAGCUGAAAGGAGGGAUUGUUCUGCUGAUUCCCGGCGGUGACGCCGGCCCGCGCCGGCUGCAAACGCUUCCCUGGAGAUCUCGGAGCAGACGUUGGACUGAUCUUUAUUUUCACUAAAUGCUUUUUUUAAAAAAAUGAAGUGACUCUUCCCCGUGUUCCCGGUGGGUUAGAAUCCUCUGUUCUUUUUUAUAUAUAUAUAUAUUAAAAAAAAGUAAUUUAAAGUUUGCCCUUGCGGUAGUGCAAGGGGUUUCUAUACUAAUUAGCAAUGAUUGCUAAGGAAACAAAGAAUGUAGUGGUGUAGAAAGGGAUUUUUUUAGUUGAUGUUUCAGAGCCAAGUCUCUUCCCACCUUCUACUUCAAGCUUCAAGUGGAUGCGACACAAGCUGAUAUUUUUUAAGAAAAAGCAUUUUUUUGUUUUUAAAGAAUUCUAUUUUUUUUCCCGAAAGACCAAGUGGAAUGGCCUUACUCCGGGUAUCCGGAUCCCCAGGGGGUUGGUGGAACACGAGGACAGUCGCUGUUCACAAACUUUGGUUCUCAAGGGCUCUCAAACCUUCUGACGCCGAUUUAACGUCGUGACGAGACCCGUGAGCGGGAGGAAGAUCGGCUCGGGGACGCCCGCGCCGUCUCUGCUGGACCUUCCCGUCUCCCUCCCCUGUACCUCUGACUCCAUCCAGCAGGUUACACUUUAUAGCUGACGUAACUGUCUAUAUUAGACACUCGUUUCUUAUCUUCCCUCCUAAACCGUAUUUGUUUUGUUUUACUUCUUCACCAGGAGGGAAGCAAACCAAGUCUCAAUUUUUUUUUUUUCCAUGGUUUAAUAUUUAUGAACUUGUAUUUAAGUGUUGGGUUGGUUAUUUUUUUUUUUUCCCUUUGCCUGGGGAUAGUUACUCAGUGAGCAGGGGGGUGGGGGGGUGGGUGGCGUUUAUAUAUCGACUUCUGCUUUGUAAUGGGUUCUCAGAACCGCUUCUUUUUUUGUGCGUGCGUGUUUCAAAGUAGCGGGCAACGGGUUUUCACGUCUUUUUAAACACCCGAGCGGCUUUUCUCCAGCGCGGGGAGGGGACUUUGCUUCUGCCAUGCUGGGGUCAGGGACUGGGGGAGCAGCCGAUGCCGCCGUGACCUCCGCAUCGAUGCCGGGUGAUGGGACAGAGCGCGAUGGACCUCUCCUGUCCUGCUCGGCACCGUCACCGCUGGGACCCCCAGGAGCAUCGCCCGGGAGGGCCAGCCGCGUCCCCGUCCCCCCGCCCGGGGAGCAGCUCGUGCCAUGCGUGACCCUUGUCCUUGCGGCUCUGUAACGCUUGUGGCCUCGUCCGCUGUUGGAACCACGCUGUCUCUUGGACGCGCAAUACACGGUGUGCUGCUGAACCCAC